AUGAAGGUCAGACCGGCAGCCCCGGGCUGGGCAGCCGCCGGGCGGGUCGCGUUGCUGGCCGUGCUCCUGCCGCUGUGCUGGCGAGCGGCGGCGGAGCGGCUCCGCUACUCCAUCCCCGAGGAGCUGCCCAGAGGCUCGCUGGUGGGGCCGCUGGCCCGGGACCUGGGGCUCAGCGCCGACGAGCUGCCGGCGCGCAAGCUGCGGAUAGUCGCUGGUGACGAAAAGCAGUACUUCACUCUCGGGGAAGGCAAUACAAAUCUGCGGGUGAACGAGAGGAUCGACCGAGAGGGCAUCUGCGGGGCCGUGUCGCCCUGCGUCCUCCGCUUGGAGGCAGUCAUGGAGAACCCUUUCGACAUGUUUCAUGUGAGCGUUACUAUCCAGGAUAUCAAUGACAACGCGCCGCGGUUUAACAAAGAAUUUGUUACCAUAGAAAUCAUCGAGUCGACGCCUCCUGGGAGCAGGUUUACACUGGGCAGUGGCAGAGACCCUGACAUCGGGGCAAACUCCUUACAAAAGUACGAACUUACCCCCAAUCCACUCUUCUCCCUCUUAGUGAGGGAGAGCCCUGAUGGGACGAAACACGCGGAACUGGUACUGGAGAAAAACUUAGACCGAGAAAAACAGAGAAAUCACCAUUUGAUACUGACGGCACUGGAUGGCGGGGAUCCGGUCCGAUCCGGGACAGCCCAGAUUAAGAUUAACGUGACAGACGCAAAUGACAACCCACCAGUAUUCACCAAAGAGAUCUACAAGGUUCGACUGAUGGAAAACCUGCCAGAGGGCUCCUUAGCUUUUCAGGUGAAAGCUACUGACAGUGACGAAGGUACCAAUGCAGAAAUCGCCUACUCUUUCAGUGACAUCGCAGACAGUGGUCGCCAGCUCUUCUCUCUGGACCCCAGGACAGGGGAUGUGAAGGUUACAGGUCACUUAGAUUAUGAAGAAGGGAAAUAUUAUGAAGCGACUGUUGAAGGUAAGGAUGGGGGUGGACUCACUGCGCAAGCCAAAGUACACAUAGACAUUACAGACGUAAAUGACAAUGUGCCAACCCUUUCUCUCCUGCCUAUCUUGAACCCGAUACCCGAAGACUCAGUCCCGAGCACAGUUGUAGCUGUGAUCAAUGUUCGUGACAGAGACUCGGGAGAAAAUGGAGAAGUGAGCUGUAACAUGGACGGAAAUCUGCCUUUCAGAUUGGAAAUGUCGUCAGAGAACACCUAUAAACUAAUAAUAGCCAGUGCCCUGGACAGAGAAACAGUGUCCGCUUACAAUAUCACCAUCACUGCAAAGGACCGGGGCAGCCCGGCUCUGUCGAGCAGCAGGGAGCUGGUGCUGGAGGUGUCGGACGUGAACGACAACGCGCCGGUGUUCGAGGAGGCGUCGUACAGCGCGUACGUGCGGGAGAACAACGCGGUGGGCUUGCUGGUGUUGCGCGUUGUGGCUCGGGACUUGGACGCGGGCGCGAACGGGCGCGUGAGCUACUGGCUGUCGGGCGGCAGCGCGGGCGCGGCGGGCGCGGCGCCGCUGGUGUCGGUGGAGGCGCGGAGCGGCGCGGUGUACGCGCAGCGCUCGUUGGACUACGAGCAGUGCCGCGAGUUCUCGGUGGCCGUGCGGGCGCAGGACGGCGGGUCGCCGGCGCGCAGCUCGACGGCCACGGUGCGCGUCUUCGUGCUCGACCAGAACGACAACGCGCCGCGGGUGCUCUACCCGCCCCCGCCGGCGGCAUCGGGCUCGGUGGGUUCGGCUUUCGAGGUGGUGCCGCGUUCGGCGUCGUCCGGGUACCUGGUGGGCAAGGUGGUGGCGGUGGACGCGGACGCGGGGCGCAACGCGUGGCUGUCGUACGAGCUGGUGCAGGCGUCGGAGCCGGCGCUGUUCCGCGUGGGGCUGCAGAGCGGCGAGGUGCGCACAGCGCGGGCCGUGUCGGAGAGGGACGCGGCCAAGCAGCGCCUGGUGGCCGUGGUGAAGGACCACGGCGAGCCGGCGCUGUCGGCCACGGCCACGCUGCACGUGGUGCUGGCCGAGAGCUUGCAGGAGGCGCUGCCGGAGCUGAGCGAGCGGGCGGCGGGCGCCGAGGCGGCGGGCGAGCUGCAGUUCUACCUGGUGCUGGCGCUGGCGCUGCUGUCGGCGCUGUUGGUGCUGAGCGUGGCGCUGGCCGUGCUGGCGCGGCUGCGGCGGGCCGGGCCGCCCGCCGUGCUGCGCUGCCUGGGCGCGCAGCGCUUGUCGCUGGCCGGCGCCGCCUUCCCGGCCGACUUCUGCGAGGGCACCUUGCCCUACUCCUACAACCUGUGCGUGGCGGCGCCGCCCCGCGCCAACCUCGAGGCCGCUUGGCCGCCGCCGCCGCUGCCCAUCGUGCCCGCGGAGGAGCUUGUGGCCGGGGAGCCCUGCGAGAAGCCGAGCCCGAGCAGCAGCGCCGUCGUGGAACAGCCACUUGUCGACCCCGACGCACCACAGGUCAGUCAGUCCAUUCUCUUCGAGCUCUUCCUAACUAUUGCCCUCUUCUGUGUUUCCCGGCGUGUUGUGGAUGGGGAGUGCUGGUCCCUGUCUCCGUCACAGAGUGAAGGAACGGGGCCACUCCGUCCUGUAAUAGUACUAGGCAGUGGCAUCUCUUGA
Pseudopipra pipra is the source of this 2604-nucleotide messenger RNA. RefSeq names its product protocadherin gamma-B5-like. The record is from RefSeq and is a predicted model, not a curated record. Gene Ontology annotation, cellular component: plasma membrane. Lineage: Eukaryota; Metazoa; Chordata; Aves; Passeriformes; Pipridae. The transcript has a single exon. The coding region runs from base 1 to 2604 and encodes 867 amino acids. Gene Ontology annotation, biological process: homophilic cell-cell adhesion. Gene Ontology annotation, molecular function: calcium ion binding.